AUGGGGUCUUCUGGUGCUGGCAAGACGACGUUGAUGGACGUGAUUGCAGGGAGGAAGACCGGUGGUAAGAUUACAGGCAAGAUUCUGCUGAAUGGGUAUGAAGCGAACGAUUUAGCUAUUCGACGCUGCACCGGGUACUGUGAGCAAAUGGACAUCCACUCGGACGCGUCAACCAUUCGUGAAUCACUUAUGUUCAGUGCCUUCCUCCGACAGGACAGUGAGAUCCCUGACAGCAAGAAAUAUGAUACGGUUAACGAGUGUCUCGACUUGCUGGAUAUGCACGAGAUCGCAGACAAGAUUGUGCGUGGAUGUUCACAGGAACAGAUGAAGCGCUUGACGAUUGGCGUGGAACUCGCAGCGCAGCCGAGUAUUUUGUUCCUGGAUGAACCGACCAGCGGGUUGGAUGCUCACUCUGCCAAGUUGAUCAUGGACGGCGUUCGCAAAGUGGCCGACAGUGGACGAACCAUUGUGUGUACGAUCCACCAGCCUUCUUCCGAUGUGUUCUUCCUGUUCGACCACUUGUUGCUGUUGAAACGUGGUGGUGAAUCGGUGUUUGUUGGUGAACUAGGAGAGCGGUGCCACAAGUUGGUGGACUAUCUGGAGGCCAUUCCUGGCACGCCUCCAUGUCCGAAGGAUCAGAACCCUGCGUCAUGGAUGUUGGAGGUGAUCGGUGCUGGUGUAAGCAGUAGCUCCAAGAACUCUACGGACUUUGUGAAGUGCUUCAAGGAGAGUGAGGAGAAGCGGAUUUUGGACGCUCAACUCGAUCGACCUGGUUUGACUCGUCCCAGUCCUGAUCUCCCGGAAAUGACAUUCCAGAAGAAACGUGCAGCCAACUCGAUGACUCAAAUGCGCUUCUUGUUGAAGCGGUUCAACGAUCGCUACUGGCGCACACCGACGUACAACAUCACGCGGUUUGCCAUCUCGCUCGGUCUUGGAAUUUUGUUUGCCGUCGUGUUCGCAAACAAAUCGUACCAGUCCUACCAAGAAAUCAACGCUGGCAUUGCUAUGGUCUUCAUGACGUCCAUGUUCAACGGUGUCAUCUCGUUCACGGGCACUCUUCCGAUCUCGUUCGCAGAGCGUGGAGCGUACUACCGAGAGCGUGCAUCGCAGACCUACAACUGCUUGUGGUACUUCGUGGGCUCCACGAUUGCUGAAAUCCCGUACGUCUUCGUUAGUACUGCGCUGUUCACCAUUAUUUUCUAUCCUUCGGUGGGCUUCAGGAACGUGGCGUCGGGCUUCAUGUUCUGGAUCGCGAACUCGCUCUUCGUUCUCAUGCAGACGUAUCUUGGUCAGCUUUUCAUCUACGCGAUGCCCAGUGUGGAGGUCGCUGCUAUCCUGGGUGUGCUGUACAACUCGAUCUGUCUUACUUUCGCGGGCUUCAAUCCACCAGCUGCAAGUAUUCCUCGUGGUUACCACUGGUUGUACCUGAUCACACCGCAGAAAUACUCGAUGGGUUUGUUGAAUUCGCUGGUGUUUACCGACUGUCCGGAGCUCCCGACGUGGAACGAUACAACCGGUGAGUAUGAGGGUGGCAGUGAUCUGCUGGCUUGUCACGAACUGACCAACGCGCCAAGUUCGCUCGGCCACGCGACGGUGAAGGAGUAUGUGGAGUCGAACUUUGAGUACAAACACUCGGAGAUCUGGAGCAACUUUGGAUACAUCUUUGUAUUCAUCGUAGUGUACCGACUGCUGGCGUUGUUGGCGCUGCGCUUCAUUAACCACCAAAAGAGAUAGACUUGGUGAUCGUAACCUUUAGCGUGGAAUAAAACCAUUUGAAAUUGAAAGAUUCGUUGA
Messenger RNA from Phytophthora nicotianae INRA-310, 1794 nucleotides. RefSeq lists its product as hypothetical. Gene Ontology annotation, molecular function: ABC-type transporter activity; ATP binding; ATP hydrolysis activity. Bases 1 to 1734 code for a protein of 577 amino acids. Gene Ontology annotation, biological process: transmembrane transport. Gene Ontology annotation, cellular component: membrane. The transcript has a single exon. The record is from RefSeq and is a predicted model, not a curated record. NCBI's taxonomy places the organism in Eukaryota, Oomycota, Peronosporomycetes, Peronosporales, Peronosporaceae.